CUUUGCUCAACUAUUCCCGUCGAGUACCUCUAAUACCGUCACAAUGUCCAACGUUUUCUUCGAUAUCACCGCCAACGGCGAGCCUCUAGGCCGCGUCGAGUUCAAGCUCUUCGACGAUGUCGUUCCCAAGACCGCUCGCAACUUCCGUGAGCUCGCGACCGGUCAGCACGGCUUCGGCUACAAGGGCUCUCCCUUCCACCGUGUCAUUCCCCAGUUCAUGCUCCAGGGUGGUGACUUCACCCGCCAGAACGGCACUGGCGGCAAGUCCAUCUACGGUGAGAAGUUCGAGGACGAGAACUUCACACUCAAGCACGACAGGCCUUACCUCCUCUCCAUGGCCAACGCCGGCCGCAACACCAACGGCUCUCAGUUCUUCAUCACGACCGUCAAGACUUCAUGGCUCGACGGUGCCCACGUCGUCUUCGGCGAGGUUGUUAAGGGCCAGGAGGUCGUCGAUGCUGUUGAGAAGCUCGGCUCCCAGAGCGGUGCCACCAAGAAGAAGGUCGUCAUCUCUAACAGCGGUACCCUCUAAGCGGAUCGUGGAGGAACUGAAAUCAUCUGAGAAAUGAAAUGAGCUUCUGCGGGCCGGUAUCUUACUGGAGCCCUUGCACAUUGCCC
Molecule: messenger RNA, 618 nt
Organism: Aspergillus nidulans FGSC A4
Lineage: Eukaryota; Fungi; Ascomycota; Eurotiomycetes; Eurotiales; Aspergillaceae
Product: peptidylprolyl isomerase cyp1
Exons: 4
Coding region: 44-532 (162 amino acids)
Biological process (GO): protein folding
Cellular component (GO): mitochondrion
Molecular function (GO): peptidyl-prolyl cis-trans isomerase activity; isomerase activity
Source: RefSeq, a predicted model, not a curated record